CUGUCUAUUUAAAUGCACCUCAGAAUCAACCGGUAGGAGUUGGAACUAUAAUAAUAAAUUUCUAAUCAAUAACAUGACAAUCGGAUUUAGAACGAUAUCAAGGCUUGUUGUGCCUGCUUUUGGAAAUCUAUUUUGCUUAGCUCGAGUUCAACUUAGUACUAUAAAUAUGGCAGAAAAUAAUCCAGAUUACAAAAAUGCUACGAGCAUCCAUGAGUUUACAGUGAAAAACAUCAAAGGAGAAGAUAUUAAACUUGAUGUAUAUAAAGGUCAUGUUUGUAUCAUUGUCAAUGUUGCGUCCCAGUGUGGUCUUACAGCGAACAAUUACAAACAACUCAAUGAACUUUAUGAUCAAUACGCUGAAAGUAAGGGACUACGCAUUUUGGCAUUCCCAUGUAACCAAUUUGCUGGUCAAGAGCCUGGAAACUCUGAAGAAAUAGUUUGUUUUGCAAGUGACAGAAAGGUCAAAUUUGACUUGUUUGAAAAGAUUGAUGUCAAUGGCGAUUCAGCACACCCAUUGUGGAAAUUUUUGAAGAAUAAACAAGGAGGUACUUUGGGCAGUUUUAUUAAAUGGAAUUUUACUAAAUUUAUUGUUGAUAAAAAUGGAACCCCUGUUGAAAGACAUGGCCCAAAUACUGAUCCAUUGGACUUAGUAAAGUCUCUUGAAAAAUAUUGGUAAAGUUAUUAGUGGCAUUUCACAAAAUCAAUAAUGUCAUUGUAGCACUUAUUUAAUAAGCUUUAUCUGUUUUGUAAUGAAAUAUUGAUUUUGAUAUAUAUAAUGAAUAUCCAAAGUUAAUGCACUGUAUAUUUAUUGUUAAGGUUUUUGUUAAAGCAAUAAAUAAAUAAUUGAUAUAUAUUUUUCAGAAUUG
Molecule: messenger RNA, 866 nt
Organism: Vanessa atalanta (red admiral)
Lineage: Eukaryota; Metazoa; Arthropoda; Insecta; Lepidoptera; Nymphalidae
Product: probable phospholipid hydroperoxide glutathione peroxidase
Exons: 4
Coding region: 74-676 (200 amino acids)
Biological process (GO): response to oxidative stress
Molecular function (GO): glutathione peroxidase activity
Source: RefSeq, a predicted model, not a curated record